UGUCAGUCGUGGAUGAAUGGCCAAUAGCAGCAGUGGAAGGGUGAUGUGGAUCUGAAGGACAGAUGAGGUUUUCCCCCGCCUCUACAGGAAGAGGAUCGUGGUGAGGGGAGGCAAUGUGCGCGAAUGAAGGGGUAGACGCUUUGAAAGUAUAAAUAGUGUGACUUCAAUAACGGAUCGGCAGCAAGUCUAUACACUCUGCAACAAGAGGAAUUGUGAAAGAUCACAGCAACUCGCAUUUAGGCCGACAGAGAAAAACAGAGUUGAUGUCUUAUGGUAGACUGCUAAGGAUAUAAAAGGAAAUUUUGUGUGUGCUUUUUCUCUCUCCUUUUGGGAGCAGUGAUGGAAGAACUUACCGCAUUUGUGUCCAAAUCUUUUGAUCAGAAAGUGAAGGAAAAGAAGGAGACGAUCACUUACCGAGAGGUACUGGAGGCUGGUUCGGCAAGAAAUAGGGAGAGCCUGUCGGGAGAACCGGUUCGCGAGGAAGUUAACGGUAUCACACGGGGCUCGCGCUCGUCGCCGGUCAGCGAAGCGGACCUGAUAGUGUCAGAAAAGAGCAGAGAAACAAUGAGUCCCAAACUUACAGAGGGUUGUACAGAGAUGAAGGAACGCAAAGAGGAUUGUAAGCCUCUGGAGGAUGAGACGCAGACUAAAAUCAAACAGAGAAGGAGUCGGACUAACUUUACCCUGGAGCAGCUGAACGAGCUGGAGAGACUGUUCGACGAGACUCACUAUCCGGACGCCUUUAUGAGAGAGGAGCUAAGCCAAAGGCUUGGGCUGUCGGAGGCCAGAGUACAGGUUUGGUUUCAGAACCGACGGGCUAAGUGCAGAAAGCAGGAAAAUCAAUUACAUAAAGGUGUUCUCAUCGGAGCUGCGAGUCAGUUUGAAGCGUGUCGGGUCGCUCCAUAUGUCAACGUGGGAGCUUUACGCAUGCCAUUCCAACAGGUGCAGGCGCAGCUGCAGCUUGACAGCGCCGUGGCCCACGCGCACCAUCACCUGCACUCGCACCUGGCGGCCCACGCACCGUAUAUGAUGUUUCCGGCCCCGCCGUUCGGGUUGCCCCUGGCGACGCUGGCAGCGGAAUCAGCCUCCGCGGCAUCGGUGGUAGCGGCAGCUGCCGCCGCGAAAACCACCAACAAAAACUCGAGCAUCGCGGACCUGAGACUGAAGGCAAAGAAACACGCCGCGGCGUUGGGACUGUGAUGCCACAGCGUUUCGGCGGGCAGCGGUUGCUUAUCAGAAAUAAACAACAGAAAAAGACAUUAUUUAUGUUUCUUAUGAAGGACGUAAUUAAAGACGAGUUAUUUAUGAAACCGUUCAGUGGAAAAGCACUUCGUGGAUCGAGGGACGUGAACUACUACGACAAAAGUUGAACUCAAAGGGAACUUUUGCAGAAGACUGCGGAUGGGAAAAUUAGAUGUUGCCAGGGACGAGUUGAAUACUGAAUAUUUAAGGCAGCUGGGACGCUUGUUCAACUGUUGGUGUGACAAAGCGAACAUUUCUGCUUUAAGACAUUAAUCGUGAAAAUUAAGAGGCUGGCCUCGUUUUAUUUGCGACAGAGUUUCUCUGUGGAUAUUUGUGAACUAUUACAUAAAACUACUGCAUUGGUGUUAUUAAUUGAGGAUUCUUACUUUUGUUAACCAACAUAAAAGCUACAGUGCAACACAUACGUUUCUGUCCUCACGGAUAACGCACGAGUCGAUGGGAACUGAUCACUGAAUGUAUGGUGAACAGAAGUAGGCCUACGUCUAAUUUAUUAUUCAAAAAGUGUCCGAUACAGCGAAUUCCAAUGGUGCCCAAUUGACAUGAACGCAAAGCCUGGGUGUAUGAAUCAAAUUUAGGCAAUAACUUGAUACUGAUAUGGUACGGACACAUGUAAAAUAUGUUAAUGGAAACAAAAUGACUUUAUUUAUUUUGUGCUUCAUCAAGACAUUGUGGGAACACUCUUUCUUUUCAUUCUUUAUCAUCUCUUUCUCGUGUGUAAAACCAUGUGAAUCUCUUAAGUGUAGUGUUUGUUUUAUAAGGAAUAUAGUAUAAACGUCAAAUGCGGGGACGACUCUCUAAGAGAAAUCGGUGGAAGCCAUUUUUUUAUGAAAUCUUAUGAUUUUAUCAUGACUAUGAAACAUGAGAUCACUUGAACACGGUGUUUUGAUUUAUAAAAUAAAUGAACAUGUUUUUGUAACAUCCGUUUUUUGUAUUAUUUUUAUUCCAAAUUUACUUUAAUGAAAGCGUUGGAAUUCAGAAUCUUUCGCUUAUAUUUCAACUUCAGUCUUUUAAAAUUGGUCCUGAAAGCGGUGUCUAUUAAUUUUAAUAAGUUUAAUUAAUAAUUUAAUUAUUGAUUUUAAUUAAAAAAUGACACUUUUAAUAAUGAAUAGGAAAUACAUUUUCAAAAUGAAAAUACAUCGUUUGCGCUUCGGCUGUUGUCUUCAUUUGACAUAGGCCCUACAUACUGUGACUGAAGUAUUAAACUGCACAUUUUACUUUUUUAGAUUUUGGAUAGGCCUACUGUCUAUAGUCUGGAGUAUUGUUAUAAUAUAUGUAGGCUAUGUCUAUAGCAAAAUAACUCAUAGCCUACAGAAGUUAGAAAGAGAGAGAGAGAGAGAGAGAUACAAAAGCUGUCACUGGGAAAGUAACUUUAAAAAAAUCCUUAUAUUUAGGUAAAUAACUUUGAGGUAAUAAUAUACAGCUUUUAGGUUAAAAUGUGUACUUUUUGAAAGGCUAAACCUAUGGCCCCAGUGACAGCUUUACCGUUUGUCUGGGUGCAAAAAAAUAAAUAAACUACGGGUACCAAAUCAUUAAGGCAACACUGUAACGUGUAGCUGCGUACGUAUUUGCAAAAAUAUAUGAUAGACUGCACAGUCUGAACAUUAAUUAAUUAAUCUACGUUAAACAAAUGUAGAAUAAUAUAAGAUCUUAUAUGCAAUUCUACAACUUUUGUUAAUGUUGAAAGUGAUUUCCAAGUGUUACUCAUAUUAUUUACCAUUUACAUAUGAUUCGUCCUAAGUUUUUUUAUGGUGAGCAUCAGUGCUUAUGCUUGUUGUGGAGGAACAUACAGUAGGGAGACAAUACAAUCAUCCAGUGUUAAAGAAAAUCCAGGAUAAUACAUGUAACGUGUGGAGACGUAAGAGAUAAUGUACAGUGAGCCAGUUGUUAUCGCAGAAUAAACUGUCAGACUGAUGUCUCACCCUGGUUUUUAUCACAUAGCCUAUCUCGGAAUGUCCUAACGGACCAACAGAAUAAAGUAUUGCAAUAAUGUAUUUUAAAUGGCUGAUAUUCAUCUAAACUAAUAUUCACUUAUGGGCAUGAUUUUCAUGCACAUUUAAAAACGCCUGAUUUAAUUGUGAGUAAGCCCUCUGGUCCAGUUACUGCCUGGAUUUCGAUACACAGAACAAUGUCUUGACUUGGGCUAUUAAUUAAUAUUGCUUUAACCAAUGUGUGGGAUGAAGGAGGCUUGUGUAACCUGCUCUGGACGCCAGUGUUAUUGAAUUAUUGAUUCAUGCUACUGUCUAGUGGAGACAAACAUGUGAAUGAGGAUUGUUGCAUAGAGGACAAAAGGUGGGGUUUACAAGUAAUGAAAAUUAAUAUACUUAAAUAAGACAAAUUAAGAUAAUUUAAAAAAAAGUAUUUUCGUGAUUUCAAUCAACUAACUUGAUACAUUUAAAUUGGGACUACAUAAUUGAUUCAUAUUGUAUUAAAGCAGGUAAACAUUUUAUUUUACUUAAUUGAUUUACGUUGGGACUACAACACAUACAUUUUUUUUUGCUGCUUUAACUAAAACUGCAUGAAUGCAAGUUUGGUACGCUUUGCAUUGGACUAAAUUCGUAUUGAAAUUAUGUGUUUUUUACGGAUUUUUGAGCAAAGUCAAAGUCCUAUUGUUCAUAAUUAUUAUUAUAUUUAAGUGUUUCUGUUGUUAAAGUUUUUGUGUCAUUGUGCUGAAAAGUAGCACUUGCUGGUACAUGACGAUUAUGUAUGUCAGUCAAGCUCUGCUUCUGUGUCAAACAAUGGAAAAUAUAUAACUAAAUUUGAUUUAAAAAGUUGGAAACAAAUCUAUAUUGUUGGUUUUGUUAAGUGGACUUACAAACCGUAUAAAUGUAUUUGUUCUGAUGAACACAAAGAAAGAUAUUUUGGGGAAUGUUUGUAACCAAACCGAUCAAGAACCCCAUUCACUUCUAUAUUAGUCUUUUUUU
This is a messenger RNA of Paramisgurnus dabryanus, 4184 nucleotides long. RefSeq names its product shox homeobox 2 (gene shox2). Gene Ontology annotation, molecular function: DNA-binding transcription factor activity, RNA polymerase II-specific; sequence-specific double-stranded DNA binding. Lineage: Eukaryota; Metazoa; Chordata; Actinopteri; Cypriniformes; Cobitidae. Gene Ontology annotation, cellular component: nucleus. The record is from RefSeq and is a predicted model, not a curated record. Gene Ontology annotation, biological process: regulation of transcription by RNA polymerase II.